UCAUCAUCAUCCUUGCCUUUUCGCCGCUGUUGCAGAGAGUAGAGAGCUAGAGAGAGAAAAACCCAAACCCAAACACACACACAAAACACUUUCUCUCUCUAAAAAGCUUCAAAGAAAGAAGACGAAAGAAAGAAUACUCCUUCCUUAUAUAUAUAUAUAGAUACAGAAGAAAAAGAGAGAAAGAGAAAGAUUUGUUGUAUGGAUUUUGGAUUUCAUUUUUCUCAAUACCCAUUUUGGUUAUGAAGAAAAAGAUUCAAUUUGAGUUUAUUAUCUGUUAAUUAAUCUUAAUCAUUCUCUCCAGUUUCUUUCCACCAUUGUUAAUAUCUCUCUUGCGUUUUUCGGUUGGGGGAAUUUUUUUUCUUCUGAUCCGACGGCUCAGGAUCUCCUGGUCCUGGUCCCUCCCAAUCGUACGCUCAGGACUCCUUUGUCAGUGUUCUCUCUCUCUCUCCCUCCCUAUCAUUCCAUCUUUUACGAGAGAAUUCUUUGAAGGUUUGCUUAUGAUGGAGCCUAAUGGGCAUAGGAGAUUAAGGGAGGGAAGUAAUCAUCAUCAUAGUAGUGAACAAAAUGGUGAUGCUAAUCAUUCAACUGUUAGUGAUGAAUUUGAUCCAUGGACAGCAUGGGCUUACAAGCCUCGAACCAUUUCGAUGUUACUUAUCGGUGCAUGCUUUCUUAUUUGGGUAAGUGGGGUAUUGGAUCCAGAAGGAAGUUCAUCUGAAGAUGUUGUUACAUCAGUUAAAAGGGGCGUAUGGGCGAUGAUAGCAGUUUUUCUUGGUUAUUGCUUGCUUCAAGCCCCAUCAUCAAUUCUGAUUAGACCGCAUCCAGCAAUUUGGCGUUUAGUUCACGGCAUGGCUGUUGUUUACCUUGUUGCUCUCACAUUUUUGCUUUUUCAGAAGCGAGAUGAUGCUCGACAGUUUAUGAAGUUUCUCCAUCCGGAUCUUGGUGUUGAACUUCCUGAAAGAUCUUAUGGAGCUGACUGUCGCAUAUACCUCCCCGAAAAUCCUACAAGCAGGUUUAAGAAUGUUUAUGAAACACUUUUUGAUGAAUUCGUUUUAGCUCAUAUUAUUGGAUGGUGGGGUAAAGCUAUAUUGCUUCGUAAUCAGCCUCUUCUUUGGGUGCUAUCGAUUGGUUUCGAGUUGAUGGAGCUUACUUUUCGUCACAUGCUACCAAAUUUUAACGAAUGCUGGUGGGACAGUAUUAUUCUUGAUAUUUUGAUCUGCAACUGGUUUGGUAUCUGGGCAGGAAUGCAUACUGUUAGGUACUUUGAUGGAAAAACAUACAAGUGGGUUGGGAUAAGUCGCCAACCAAAUAUUAUUGGCAAAAUGCAUUUUUUACUGAUUCAGGUAAAAAGAACACUUGAACAAUUUACACCGGCGCAAUGGGACAAAGAUGAGUGGCAUCCCCUGCUCGGUCCAUGGCGUUUCAUUCAAGUUGUUAGUCUUUGUAUCGUCUUCCUCACAGUAGAGCUUAACACUUUCUUCCUGAAAUUCUGUCUCUGGAUUCCUCCUCGAAACCCCGUCAUUGUUUAUAGGCUGAUAUUGUGGUGGCUAAUAGCAAUUCCAACAAUUCGUGAGUACAAUUCAUAUCUUCAAGACCGAAAACCAGCGAAAAAAGUCGGGGCAUUCUGUUGGCUUUCCUUAGCAAUUUGCAUAGUAGAACUUCUCAUUUGCAUCAAGUUUGGACAUGGACUAUAUCCGAAAUCUAUGCCAUUAUGGCUAAUAACCUUUUGGACAUCUAUUGGAGCAUUGUUUAUACUAUUCGUGGUCGCAUGGUCCUGGAAAUCUCACAGAAGUUUGAUGAGAAAGAGGCAAUGAUUUUGUCAGAUUUUCGGUUAUUAUUCUUUGAUUCCCCAAAUCUUCUUUCUUUCUUGAGGUUUGUCUUAUCACUUUCUUUUCUUCAUGUAAAUACUCUGAUCCUUUUUUUCUUUUAUAAAAUUGUAAAUGUUUAUUCUCUCAUUAGAUUAGUGGAUCACAUUUUUUCUUGAUCAUCAUCAUCAUCAUCUUCAUCAAUAGAGAAUAUGCUUCUGUACUUGGUUGCCACUAUUACUGGCAAAAAAAUAUUUCUCUGGUCCAAGAAACCCCAUUUUUUGUAGUACUCUUCUUUUCUUGUGUGAUUUAUAAAAAGAAUUAAGAAGUAAAUUCAAUUGUUUUUGCA
Molecule: messenger RNA, 2151 nt
Organism: Cannabis sativa
Lineage: Eukaryota; Viridiplantae; Streptophyta; Magnoliopsida; Rosales; Cannabaceae
Product: CDP-diacylglycerol--serine O-phosphatidyltransferase 1
Exons: 13
Coding region: 498-1811 (437 amino acids)
Biological process (GO): phosphatidylserine biosynthetic process
Molecular function (GO): L-serine-phosphatidylethanolamine phosphatidyltransferase activity
Source: RefSeq, a predicted model, not a curated record